Aspergillus welwitschiae is the source of this 725-nucleotide messenger RNA. Its product is annotated as heat shock factor-binding 1 family protein. Gene Ontology annotation, molecular function: transcription corepressor activity. The coding region runs from base 144 to 458 and encodes 104 amino acids. Lineage: Eukaryota; Fungi; Ascomycota; Eurotiomycetes; Eurotiales; Aspergillaceae. The record is from RefSeq and is a predicted model, not a curated record. The transcript is spliced from 3 exons.
CUACUAAUCGCCCUCCUAUACUCCAUACUCCCUUACUACCUCACAUACAACAACAAUCACCCUCACAAAACACUCCCCUCACAGACACCUAAUACAAAUACUCCAUAUCCACCUCAUCCAACCCAAGAAAUCACCAAACCAAAAUGUCCGAAUCCACCGCCGAAGCCGUCCCUCCCCCACCAACAACCUCAACUCAAAACUCCGACGCGCAAGGCCAAUUCUCCGCCGCAGUGGACGAUCUUCUCGACCAGCUACAACAUAAAUUCGAUGGUGUUUCGCGGGAGAUGUUUGGGAAGUUGGACGAUAUGGCGAGACGGUUGGAUGAGUUAGAGGCUUCGUUUACGGUUGUGGAUGGUACGACGACGUCCGGGGGUGGUGGUGGUGGUGCUGCUGCGUCGCAGACGGGGACGGGGUCGGUGGUGGGGAGUGUGGCUGGGAGUGGGAGUCCUGAGAAGUGAUUGAUCAAAUGAUUGAGAGUUAAUCUUGUGGGAUUUGCUUGGGGUUAUGGUGUUAUCGGACUUGGGUUUCUGUUCAUAUUGGGGGUGGAUUUACUCUUUCGUUUUCUAUGAAUUAGGGGGUGAUGGUGAUAUAUACUGCUGGGUUGUGGUGAUUUGAGGUGGAAUGUGAAGAUACCCUUUUUACUGUCAAUUUACAUCUACUAUAUACUCUUAUGUUCUUGUGUAUACAUACAUGGGAAUGGGAAAUGGAUGGUUUACUGUUCGCAU